Molecule: messenger RNA, 939 nt
Organism: Chinchilla lanigera (long-tailed chinchilla)
Lineage: Eukaryota; Metazoa; Chordata; Mammalia; Rodentia; Chinchillidae
Product: olfactory receptor 13A1-like
Exons: 1
Coding region: 1-939 (312 amino acids)
Biological process (GO): G protein-coupled receptor signaling pathway
Cellular component (GO): membrane
Molecular function (GO): G protein-coupled receptor activity; olfactory receptor activity
Source: RefSeq, a predicted model, not a curated record
AUGGCAAACCCCAACCAGACACUGGUGACAGAGUUUGUACUGGAGGGGUUCUCGGAGCACACUGGGCUAAGACUACUCCUGCUUGGCUCCUUCCUGUCUCUUUAUGCUGUGGCACUGACAGGUAAUGCUGUGAUUAUUGUUUUGGUCAGCCUCACUAACAGUCUGCAUAGCCCCAUGUACUUUUUUCUGUGCAACUUGGCCACCAUGGAUAUUGUCUGCACCUCCUCUGUGCUGCCCAAGGUGCUGGUUGGCCUAGUAUCACCAGAAAACACCAUCUCCUUCCAGGGAUGCAUGGCCCAGCUCUUCUUCCUCAUCUGGUCACUAUCCUCUGAGCUGUUGCUGCUCACAGUCAUGGCCUAUGACCGCUACGUGGCCAUCUGCUUUCCUCUGCACUACAGCUCCAGGAUGAGCCCUCGCCUAUGUGGGGCCCUGGCCAUAGGUGUGUGGGGCAUCUGUGCCUUGAAUACCUCUGUCCACACGGGUCUGAUGACACGGUUGUCAUUCUGUGGCCCCAGGGUCAUCACCCACUUUUUCUGUGAAAUCCCCCCUCUUCUGCUGCUGUCUUGCAGCCCCACACAUGUGAAUAGCAUCAUGACGCUCCUGGCUGAUGCCUUCUAUGGAUGCCUCAACUUCCUGCUCACCCUGCUGUCCUAUGGUUGCAUCGUGUCCAGCAUCUUGCGCAUGCGUUCAGCUGAAGGGAGGCGAAAGGCCUUCUCCACCUGCUCCUCUCACCUCCUUGUGGUCUCGGUGCUCUAUUCAUCUGUAUUCUGUGCCUACAUCAGCCCUGCCUCCAGUUACAGCCCAGAGAGGAACAAAGUGUCUGGAGUGCUGUACUCAGCACUGAGCCCGGCCUUGAACCCCCUCAUCUACACUCUCAGGAACCAAGAGGUGAGGCACGCCCUGUGGAGACUCUUGCCUUUCUCCAGACAUCAGGUGUAG